This is a messenger RNA of Cyprinodon variegatus (sheepshead minnow), 2028 nucleotides long. RefSeq names its product nuclear factor 7, brain-like. Bases 32 to 1261 code for a protein of 409 amino acids. Gene Ontology annotation, molecular function: protein binding; zinc ion binding. The transcript is spliced from 2 exons. The record is from RefSeq and is a predicted model, not a curated record. NCBI's taxonomy places the organism in Eukaryota, Metazoa, Chordata, Actinopteri, Cyprinodontiformes, Cyprinodontidae.
AGAGUGUCCAGUUUGUAAGAGGAGAUCUUCAAUGAUUAACCCACCUUUAAAUCUGGCUCUGAAGAACCUGUGUGAGACCUUCAUACAGCAGAGAGAGCAGAGAGCUUCAGAGGAUCUCUGCAGUCUGCACUCUGAGAAACUCAGACUCUUCUGUCUGGACCAUCAGCAGCCAGUGUGUCUUGUCUGCAGAGAUUCAGAAAAACACACAGAGCACAGAUUCAGGCCCAUCGAUGAAGCUGCUCAGCAACACAAGAAGAAACUUCAGGAAACUCUGGAACCUUUAAAGGAGAAGCUGGAGCUCAGGAAGAAAGUUCAAGAGGAGUUUGAUCAGACAGCAGAACACAUGAAGGUCCAGGCCCGACACACAGAGAGGCUGAUUAAGGAGCAGUUUAAGAAGCUUCAUCAGUUUCUAGCAGAGGAAGAGGAGGCCAGGCUGGCUGCACUGAGGGAGGAAGAGGAGCAGAAGAGAGGGAUGAUGAAGGAGAAGAUGGAGGCUCUGAGCAGAGAGAUAGCAGCUCUUUCAGACACAGUCAGAGCCACAGAGGAGGAGCUGAGAGCUGAAGACGUCUCAUUCCUGCACAACUACAAGGCUGCAGUGGAAAGAGUCCAGCGCUGCCCCCUGCUGGAGGAUCCACAGCUGCCCUCAGGAGCUCUGAUAGACCAGGCCAAACAUCUGGGCAACCUGGCCUUCAACAUCUGGAGCAACAUGAAGAACAUGGUGUCCUACAUUCCUCUCAUCCUGGACCCAAACACUGCUGGUUCAGAACUCAUCCUGUCUGAAGAUCUGACUAGUGGGACUGUAGGAGAGGAACAGAAGCUUCUUGAUAAUCCAGAGAGGUUUGGGUUUUGGUCCUGUUCUGUCCUGAGUUCUGAGGGCUUUAACUCAGGGAACCACAGCUGGGAUGUUGAUGUUGGAGACAGUGGAGGUUGGAGACUUGGUGUGUUAGAAGAGUCUACCAAGAGGAAGGGAAUUAUAGUGUCUGGAUUGUUGAUUAUGUGGUUGUUUGAAGGGAAAUACUAUGCACAAUCUCCACCAGCUCCUCCUGAAGUUCUGUCAGUAGAGAAGAAGCUCCAGAGGAUUCGAGUGAAUCUGGACUGGGACAGAGGAAAGUUAUCCUUCUCUGAUCUGGAGACAAACACACAUAUACACAGCUUUCACACACACAAAUUCACUGACAAGAUGUUUCCAUUAUUUUCUACUGGGGAUGAUACAGUAAAAAUCUUACCCAUGAAGAUCUCAGUGAGCAAACAGCAGCUGUGAUGUUCUCAGCAUUAGGAACACAAAGUCCAAAUGAAACCUUAUUGAUCUGAUUGAAACUCAGUAUUUGAAACAGGAAACUGGAGAUGAUCUGAUCUGAUCUGACUGAUCAUCUGGUUGUUUUCAGGUCAGUUUCAGAUCUGCUUCAUAAUCUGUCCAGAUGCUACAAACUAAGACAUGAAGUGGAUGAUGUGGAGUUUAGUUUGGUUCUGACAGCAGAUCCAGGUGUGCUGAUCAUGAACAGGGAACAGGUGAGGUCAGUGUAGACAUCAGGACCCUGGAGAGCUCUGCUGAUGGAAACAAACUGAGAUCCAAACAUCCACACGGAUGAACACAGAUGAAGAAAACUUUCAGAGUCUCACAUGUGUAUUUUAGGAACAUCUGAGCAGAUUUCAUUUUAAAUAUAGCUGACUAUCAAACCUUCUCUUCUGGUAAAUCAGAUCCCAACACUAAGGCUUUCAUGCUGAUGAUUUCUACUAUAGCUUGGCUCAUUGAAUCCAGGUGUUUCUGUUUCUGUUCUUUAACUAAAGAAUUACAAAGAAUAUACUCAGCUGUCUGCUAAUUUUCUAGAGCUAAACUGGAACACAUCUAUUUUUUUAAAUAUAUUUUGGUGAUGUGUGAGGCACUGCUGACUUGCAGCAUAAAGUUCCUAGGUUUAAACCCCGUUUUUGGUUUCUGUCCUCAUGCAAUGUUAAAUGGUAACAUGUGUGCAAAUAUUCAACCCUACAGUACCUACAAUACUGAGAACUUUAAUAAAAGAUUUAGAAAAG